AUGGCGGACGCCAGCUCUGUCCGGCAGCGCAAGCCCGCCCCGGCCGACAACUCGACCUCCACAGUGACCAAGACCCAAAGGAAGGCCAAGGACGAGGACGAGCCCUCGAUUCUCAUCGAUGCCCUCCGCGUCCUCACCUUCCUCCUGCUCGCCUCCUGCGGCUUGAGCUACCUCAUCAGCGGGGGCGACAACCCCCUCGAACUCACCCUCGAACAACUCGCCGCCUUCGACGGCACCGACGAAUCCCGCCCCAUCUACCUCGCCAUCAACGGCACAAUCUACGACGUCACCGUCGGCCGCCGCAUCUACGGGCCCGGCGGCUCCUACCACUGGUUCGCCGGCUGCGACGCCUCCCGCGGCUACGUCACGGGCUGCUUCGCCGACGACCGCACCGCCGACAUGCGCGGCGCCGAGGAAAUGUUCCUCCCCAUCGAGGACCCCGAGAUCAACGCCCUCUACACCAGGGAGGAGCUCCGGGAUCUCGCCGCGCGGAGCUCAAGGAGGCCAGGGCCAAGGUCCACGACGCCCUCAAGCACUGGGUCGACUUCUUCGCCAAGAGCGACAAGUACCCCGCGUCGGCACCGUCAAGCGCGAAAGGGCUGGCUCAAGAAUGAGCCGAGGAGACAGCUCUGCGAGGCUGCCCAGCAGGGGAGGGUCAAGAGGAAGGCUCCGGAGCGGGGAGGUGAAGAUGGCAAGGCACAGUAG
Molecule: messenger RNA, 705 nt
Organism: Parascedosporium putredinis
Lineage: Eukaryota; Fungi; Ascomycota; Sordariomycetes; Microascales; Microascaceae
Source: the annotation of a GenBank genome assembly